AUGAGUGACGUAAAGGAACUCAUCAAACAAAGGGGACAUAUUAAGGCUCGCGUAACAUUGUUUGAAAAAUAUUUAAAACCUUUGUUAGAAUGUAAAGAAAUUAGUUUAGUACAGGUGAAUGAAUUGCGCUUGCGCUUAAGCAAGAUACGUGAUUUAUCAUGCACUUUUGAUGAUAUUCAAUCGCAGAUUGAAAUGUUGGAUGAAGAUACGUCAAAACAAAUGCAAGAACGCGAAUUUAAUGAAAAUAUAUUUUUUUGUUUAUCGGCCGAAGCUCAGUCAUUAAUCGAUUUUUUCGAAAAUAAAAAUAAAUUAGAAUCUUCAUCUAACAAAAGUCGUCCGAACUGUCAUUUAAAAUUGCCCCCAAUUAAAAUCACUCCCUUUAAUGGUGAGGCGAACAAAUGGUUGUCAUUCAGGGAUACAUAUGUGUCGUUAGUACAUAACAAUGAAACGAUUGACGACGUUAACAAGUUUCACUACCUCAAGACGUACUUGGAAGGGCCGGCUAGCGCUGUCAUAAACUCAGUCAGUGUCUCAUCCGAUAACUAUAGCCUCGCAUGGAAAUUGUUAUGCGAGAGAUAUGAUAACAAACGUCUUUUGAUAAAUGAACACAUAAAGUGCUUGUUUUCCAUCGAAUCUUUAACUAAGGAAUCCCACAGUGGUUUACGUAACCUUAUCGAUACAUUAUCGAAAAACCUAAACGCCUUACAUAUUUUAGGUGAACCGACGGACAAAUGGGAUACGUUAAUUAUUUUUUUAGCUUCUGCCAAAUUAGACAGUGUUACUUCUCGGAAGUGGGAGGAAUAUAGAAGCAAUAAAGACGCGCCCACACUGGACGAUUUUUAUGAUUUUCUUCGAAAGCGUUCUAUGGUAUUAGAAACAAUGAAUGUUAAUAAACCCAGUAAAGUUGAUAAACGCCUUAGUUUCUACAACACAAAAUCAUUCCUUAGUUCUUCUAUAGAAUCACCAUCCCCCUCCGCGCAGUGCCUUCUCUGUAAACAGAAUCAUAAAUUAUACGAGUGUAACACAUUUAAGUCACUACCAGUCUCUAAUCGAAUUAAUAAACUUAAAUUACUAAAUCAAUCAUUUAAUAUUCAAGAACAAAGUGAUAAUAAUAGUAAAAACUUACCUACGCUAUCACCUGCCGCCACGGCCGCUACCGAUUCCGAAGUGCCGAGUAGCUCUGCUUCGGUUUCCAUGACUGCAAUUUCUACCAAUCAAUCACUUCUCUCUACUGCUUUAGUCAAGGUGACGAGUAACGGUAAAACAUGCAUAUUAAGAGCUUUACUAGAUUGUGGCAGUCAGUCUUCUUUUGUGACUGUCAGGGCUCUAAGGGAAACAGGUUCGCAAUAUUUUGAUUCUGAUUACCAUAGCGUAUCAGGAUCCGAUGGAAUUGCUAGAGUCGCCGAUGUCUUCACCUCCAAGGGAGUCGUCCGUAGAGCUGUACACAACCUCUGUUCUUUAGAAAAUUCAAGGGACGUCACUCGAACAUCGAAGGAUUUCGAGGGGGGGGAGGAUAUGCCUGGGAAUAGGGGCGCAUUCCUAAAUUAUACUGAAGCUGCAAUGCUUGCAGCAGUGAACGAUGUUCGUCUUUAUAAUACACCAAUACGAACGGCUGCAAAAAAGUUCGGUGUACCAAGAAUAACGCUUACAAAUAAAGUAAAAGGGAAGUCACCGAUGGAACGAAAAAUGGGUCCGAUAUCCAUCCUUACACCAGAAGAGGAGCAUAAAAUAUGCGACUGGGUGCAAAAAAAUGGCAAAAGCGGGUUUUCCUGUGACAACCGAACAGUUAAUUGUAGAACAUGGGUAAAGGCCUUUAUUAGGAGAAAUCCAACAAUUUCCAAGAGGAUAUCACAAAAUUUGACAGCAAUUAGAGCCAAGGUAACAGGUGAUCACCUAUCAGAAUGGUACAAACGUGUGUAUAAGGAGUUGGAAGAUAGUGGCCAGGCCUAA
Danaus chrysippus (African queen) is the source of this 1950-nucleotide messenger RNA. The record is from the annotation of a GenBank genome assembly. NCBI's taxonomy places the organism in Eukaryota, Metazoa, Arthropoda, Insecta, Lepidoptera, Nymphalidae.